Molecule: messenger RNA, 8401 nt
Organism: Polypterus senegalus (gray bichir)
Lineage: Eukaryota; Metazoa; Chordata; Cladistia; Polypteriformes; Polypteridae
Gene: ttc28
Product: tetratricopeptide repeat domain 28
Exons: 22
Coding region: 955-8046 (2363 amino acids)
Molecular function (GO): protein binding
Source: RefSeq, a predicted model, not a curated record
AAAGGAAGUGGAGUUGGACCCUGACAGCUACCUGACAUUUUGUCCCCUGGGCUUAUUGGGGUUUGACGCGUUUCACUUUUCGGGACGACGCGUGCUUACCUGGCAGCUCCCUGUGCGCAGUUCCACAAACUGCCGAGGACGGCGCUAGGACCCGGCGGCCGCUCAAUCGCGGUUGGUUGUGCGGAGCGGAGCAGAGCGGAGAGGAGAGAAGAGCUGAGCGGCGCGGCGCGGGCUGCUAGGCGCUGUGCUCUGAAGGGAAGGAAGUCAUUAGCGCAGACGAGUCCAGUUUGUUGCUCUUGCAGGAUAUCCUUGGAGCUUUUUCCUUGCGCAAAAUCUUGGGAUUGUACCUCUCUUUACGUUCUGCAGGAGUACCACCUUCAGGAGGUCCCGUAGUGAUCGGAAGAAACUGCCGCGGAUCGCCCGAGGAAGGGGUGCGGGUCCUCUUCUAUGGAUGUAGCGGAUCGCUGGGAUCGUACUUGAAAAAAAAAAAUCUUCCCAAAGCGAAGUAAUCGCACAAAGGCACAAGUUGUGAUCGGUUCGCUCCUGUGGUGCUUGUGUCUACUCCAGUAUCGUCUUGAGGUGAGGGGAUGCGGCAUCCCCAUCGGAAUUUUCCUGGUUUCACGGCACCGGGGGGGAUAGCAGAGCAAGGGUUCAACACUGCAGCAGCAGCAGCGGCGACACUGGCACUACCUCGAGGGCGAUGACUAAGUUUACACGCGAAUGAAGACGCAGACGCUGGAAUCUCCGGGCGCCUUGUCCACACAUGUCCGAGAGUUGGCCGAGUUUUUCGUAGCUGCAGGGUCACUUCUCGCGGCUGCCUUCGCGUCUCAGGAGCACAAUGCUGGGAGGAAGCUGAAAGAGGUGCGGGCAGUAUGACUGGCAGAUGCUGCUUGCUUGAACUCAAGUCCGCCGCCUCUACAACAUCUUGAUGCUCUAUAGCUUUGAUUUACAAAUAUGAUGAAAUGGCAGCCCCGGAAGAAGGCAUACUUCCGACAGGGUGUUGCUCUCCAGUACCUCGGACGCCAUGCAGACGCACUGGCAGCAUUUGCUUCUGGCUUGGCACAGGACCCCAAGAGUCUACAGCUGUUGGUUGGCAUGGUGGAGGCUGCCAUGAAAUCCCCUCUGCGAGAUUCUUUGGAGCCCACCUAUCAGCAGCUUCAGAAGAUGAAGCUCGACAAGAGCCCCUUUGUGGUGGUGUCUGUGAUUGGCCAGGAGCUGCUGACUGCCAGCCAUCAUGGUGCUUCAGUUGUCGUCCUGGAGGCGGCACUCAAGAUCGGAACCUGCAGUCUCAAGUUGCGUGGCUCGGUUUUUUCAGCCCUCAGCAGUGCCUACUGGUCCCUGGGAAACACAGAAAAGAGCACUGGCUAUAUGCAACAGGACUUGGAAGUGGCAAAGACAUUAGGUGACCAGACGGGUGAAUGUCGGGCCCAUGGCAACCUGGGAUCGGCAUUCUUCUCCAAGGGGAAUUAUCGAGAGGCCCUGACCAACCACAGACAUCAGUUGGUGCUCGCCAUGAAGUUGAAGGAAAGAGAGGCAGCCUCUUCUGCCCUCAGCAGCCUGGGCCAUGUUUACACUGCCAUUGGAGAUUACCCCAAUGCCCUGGCCAGCCACAAACAGUGCGUCCUGCUUGCCAAACAAUCCAAAGACGAGCUCUCAGAAGCACGGGAACUGGGCAACAUGGGAGCAGUAUACAUCGCAAUGGGGGACUUUGAGAAUGCAGUGCAAUGCCAUGAACAGCACCUGAAGAUUGCCAAGUCUCUAGGCAACAAGCGGGAAGAGGCCCGUGCAUACAGCAACCUGGGCAGCGCCUACCACUACAGGCGGAACUUUGACAAAGCCAUGUCAUACCACAAUCAUGUGCUGGAGUUGGCGCAGCAGCUGGAGGAGAAAUCCAUUGAGAUGCGGGCAUAUGCUGGUUUGGGCCAUGCUGCCCGCUGUAUGCAGGACCUGGAGCGUGCCAAACAGUACCAUGAGCAGCAGCUCAGCAUUGCCGAGAGCCUCAAGGAUCGAGCAGCAGAAGGCAGGGCUUCUUCUAAUUUAGGAAUCAUCCACCAGAUGAAAGGAGAUUAUGAGUCUGCACUGAAACUCCACAAAACUCAUCUCUCCAUUGCUCAGGAGCUCAGCGACUAUGCUGCCCAGGGCCGGGCUUAUGGUAACAUGGGCAAUGCCUACAAUGCUCUGGGUAUCUUCGACCAAGCAGUUAAGUACCACAGACAGGAGCUGCAGAUCUCUAUGGAGGUCAAUGACAGGGCAUCCCAAGCCUCCACCCAUGGGAACCUUGCAGUCGCUUACCAGGCCUUGGGAGCCCAUGACAGAGCCUUACAGCACUACCAAAACCACCUCAACAUUGCCAGGGAACUGCGGGACAUUCAAAGCGAGGCUCGGGCCCUCAGCAACCUGGGUAACUUCCACUGCUCCCGGGGAGAGUUUUUGCAAGCCGUGCCCUACUACGAGCAGUACUUGCGGCUUUCCCCUGACCUGCAAGAUAUGGAAAGCGAAGGAAAAGUUUGCCACAACCUUGGAUAUGCUCACUACUGCCUUGGCAACUAUGAAGACGCUGUUAAAUACUACGAACAGGAUCUGGCCUUAGCCAAGGAUUUGCACGAUAAACUAAGCCAGGCCAAGGCCUACUGCAACCUUGGCCUAGCGUUCAAAGCUCUGGCAAAUUUUAUCAAGGCAGAAGAGUGCCAGAAAUACCUCCUUUCACUGGCGCAGGCCUUAAACAACUCCCAGGCUAAGUUCCGAGCUCUGGGCAAUCUAGGAGACAUCUUUGUGUGCAAGAAAGAUAUGUCAGGAGCCAUCAAGUUUUAUGAGCAGCAGCUGGCACUAGCUCAUCAGGUGAAUGAGCGGAAGCUUGAAGCUAGUGCUUAUGCGGCACUGGGUGCUGCUUACCGCAUGAUUCAGAAAUACGACAAAGCUCUGGGCUACCAUACACAGGAGCUUGAGGUCUGUCAGGAGCUGAGCGACAUACUGGGCGAAUGUAAAGCCCAUGGUCAUCUCGCUGCAGUCUACAUGUCCUUGGGGAAGUAUACUAUGGCAUUCAAAUGUUACGAGGAGCAGCUAGAGCUCGGGCAAAAGCUUAAAGACCCCAGCAUCGAGGCUCAGGUUUAUGGCAACAUGGGCAUCACAAAGAUGAACAUGAAUGUCAUGGAAGAAGCCAUUGGAUAUUUUGAGCAGCAGCUGGCAAUGCUUCAGCAGUUGAAUGGCAAUGAAGCAGUCUUGGACAGAGGAAGGGGGUACGGCAACUUGGGGGAUUGCUAUGAAGCCUUAGGGGACUAUGAAGAAGCCAUCAAAUACUAUGAGCAGUACCUGUCUGUGGCGCAGAGCCUGAACCGCAUGCAAGACCAAGCCAAAGCCUACCGAGGAUUAGGAAAUGGCCACAGGGCAAUGGGGAAUUUGCAACAGGCUCUUGUGUGCUUUGAGAAGCGCCUAGUCGUGGCCCAUGAACUUGGAGAGUCUUCCAACAAAGCACAGGCUUAUGGGGAGCUGGGCAGCUUGCACAGUCAGCUGGGUAACUAUGAACAGGCCAUCUCUUGUCUGGAGCGCCAGCUCAGCAUUGCCAGAGAUAUGAAGGACCGCAUACUGGAAAGUGAUGCCUCCUGUGGUCUAGGAGGAGUCUACCAACAAAUGGGCGAAUAUGAGACUGCACUGCAGUUCCAUCAGCUAGACCUGGAGAUCUCAGAGGAGACCAACAACCCCACCUGUCAGGGCCGUGCUUAUGGCAAUCUGGGACUGACCUAUGAAUCCCUGGGUAACUAUGAAAGGGCAGUGGUUUACCAGGAGCAGCACCUUAGCAUUGCAGCCCAGAUGAAUGACUUAGUGGCAAAAACGGUGGCCUACAGCAGCCUGGGGAGGACACACCAUGCCUUGCAGAACUAUUCCCAAGCAGUCAUGUACUUGCAAGAAGGUCUGAGGCUGGCAGAGCAGCUUGGGCGAAGAGAAGAUGAAGCUAAAAUCCGCCACCGCCUGGGGCUCUCACUUUGGGCGAGUGGCAACCUGGAGGAAGCCCAGCAUCAGCUUUAUCGAGCAUCAGCACUAUUUGAAACGAUUCGCCAUGAAGCUCAGCACAGCACUGAUUACAAGCUGUCGCUCUUUGAUCUCCAGACAUCCUCAUAUCAAGCACUUCAACGUGUCCUGGUUAGCCUCGGCCAUCAUGACGAGGCGCUAGCAGUGGCAGAGCGAGGACGGACCCGGGCAUUUGCUGACCUGCUGGUGGAGAGGCAGACUGGUCAACAAGACUCCGACCCAUAUAGCCCAGUGACCAUUGAACAGAUCUUUGAGACAGUCAACGGACAGCGUGGGCUCAUCUUAUACUAUUCACUGGCAGCUGGUUACUUGUACAGCUGGCUUCUUGCACCAGGAGCAGGAAUCCUGAAGUUCCAUGAGGUGUACCUGGGUGACAGCCUGGCAGAAAGCAGCCUGGACUUUCAUGAGACAAGCAGCUUGAGUCUACAGAAUGUCAACAACUCAACACUGGAGCAGUACAUCGGCAGUGUGCGAGAAGCUCUGGGGGUGGAGUCCUAUUACAACAGGGCCUGCUCGAGCAGCGAGACGGAGAGUGAAGCAGGAGACCUCCUGGACCAGCAGUUCGAGGAGCUCAACAACAAGCUGAACUCGGUGACGGACCCCACUGGAUUCCUCCGCAUGGUCAGCAGGAACAACCUGUUCAACAGAAGCUGUCAGAGCAUGAGCAGCUUGUUCAGCAGCACCAUGUCACCCGUGAAGGACAGCAGCUCCUCACUGCCAAGGAGGACAAGCUCAGCGAACAAGCCUCCAUUGCGGGCACUCUAUGACCUCCUCAUUGCUCCCAUGGAAGGGGGCUUGAUGCACUCGAGCGGCCCGGUGGGCCGUCACCGGCAGCUGGUCCUGGUGCUGGAGGGUGAGCUCUACCUCUUCCCGUUCGCCCUGCUCAAAGGCAGCUCCUCCAACGAGUACCUCCACGAGCGCUUCAGCCUCAUCGCCGUGCCCUCCAUCCAGUCUCUCAGCGGCUCCUCCAAGCCCCAUGCCAAGAGAAACGCCCCUACAUACUCGGGUUCUACCUCUAUGGCAGCUGUCAUUGGCAACCCCAAGUUGCCCUCUUCAGUGAUGGAUCGCUGGCUGUGGGGUCCGAUGCCUUCAGCCGAGGAGGAGGCCUAUAUGGUAUCGGAACUGUUAGGAUGCCAGCCUCUCGUGGGCUCCAUGGCCACCAAGGAGAGAGUGAUGAGCGCCCUUAGUCAAGCUGAAUGUGUGCACUUUGCCACACACAUCUCCUGGAAGCUGGCUGCCUUGAUUCUGACCCCAAAUGCCGAGGGCUCCUCAACUGGCACUGCUGGCAAGGGCUCCUUUGGGAACAGCUACACCAUCCCUGAGUCACUCAGAAUGCAGGAUGAUGCCAGCGACGUGGAGAGCAUCACCGACAGCCCACCGCUUCAGGAGUUCCUGCUGACUGCGGCGGACAUUUUGGAUCUCCGACUCCCCGUAAAGUUGGUGGUGCUGGGCUCCUACCAAGAGUCCAACAGCAAAGUGACCGCCGACGGGGUCAUUGGCCUGACACGAGCGUUUCUGGCUGCCGGUGCCCACUGUGUUCUGGUGGCGCUCUGGCCAGUGCCCGUGGCAGCCUCCAAGAUGCUGGUCCAUGCGUUUUACUCGGCACUCCUCAACGGGAUGAAGGCUAGCGCGGCCCUGGCAGACGCUAUGAAAACUGUCCAGAGCAGCAAGCAGUUCUCACACCCAUCGAACUGGGCAGGGUUCAUGCUCAUUGGCAACGAUGUGAAACUCAACAAUCCUUCAUCUCUGAUUGGUCAGGCCCUCACGGAGAUCCUGCAGCACCCAGAGCGGGCACGAGACGCGCUGCGAGUCCUCCUUCACCUGGUGGAGAAGUCUCUGCAGCGUAUUCAGAAUGGCCAGCGCAAUUCAAUGUACACGUCGCAACAGAGUGUGGAGAACAAAGUGGGUGGAGUCCCAGGCUGGCAGUCCCUCCUGACCGCGGUGGGCUUCCGCCUCGAUCCCUCAGCUAGUGGCCUGCCUGCCGCUGUCUUCUUCCCCACCACCGACCCCGGGGACCGGCUGCAGCAGUGCAGCUCGACACUACAGUCUCUCCUAGGUUUGCCUCAUCCUGCCUUCCAGGCGCUCUGUAAGCUGAUCACGGCGUCGGAAACCGGAGAGCAGCUGAUCAGCCGGGCUGUUAAAAAUAUGGUGGGAAUGCUUCAUCAGGUCCUGGUCCAGUUGCAGGCCGGAGAGAAGGAGCCGGACUUCUCCUUGGCGCCUAUCCAGGUGUCCAUUAGCGUGCAGCUGUGGAGGCUCCCUGGGUGCCAUGAGUUCCUGGCAGCUCUAGGCUUUGACCUUUGUGAGGUUGGACAAGAGGAGGUCGUGCUGAAGACGGGGAAGCAGGCCAAUCGGCGCACUAUGCACUUCGCCCUGCAGUCUCUGCUGGCUCUCUUUGAUUCAACAGAGUUGCCCAAACGCCUCAGCCUCGACAGCUCGUCCUCACUGGAGUCCCUAGCCUCUGCCCAGUCUAUCUCCAACCCGGUGCCCCUGGGGUACCCACACCCUCCCUUCUCUCCCACGGGGCCAGACAGCAUGGCGUCUGACGCCAUCUCCGUCUACAGCCUGAGCUCCAUCGCCUCUUCCAUGAGCUUUGCAUCCAAGUGCGAGAGCUCAACUGAGUACGCGGGCCACAGGGGUCGAGCGGACUACGAGCGUCUGAAGGGCAUCUUCUCUCACAAGUCUUCCGUGCCCAGAAGCCGUUCUUCCCCCCAUGCUGGGGCUUCUUCUAGCAAAGACGAUGAGGAAUAUGAAGGGUUCUCCAUCAUCAGCAGUGAACCCCUGGCAGGAAACUGCGACUCCCUCCCUUUGCCGGGGAGCCGCAAACAGAUGAAAGGCAUCGAGCAGGAGGCAAACAGAGCCUGCUAUGGUGCCUCGGUGUCCUGCAGGGGGAGCGUCAGCACACCGACCUCUCCCGUCAAGAUGACUCUCAUCCCCAGCCCCAAUUCCCCCUUCCAGAAGGUGGGCAAGGUCACCAGCUCCGACACUGGAGAGUCGGACCAGUCCAGCACUGAAACGGACAGCACCGUCAAAUCCCAGGAAGAAAAGGCGCCCAAACUCGAUCCCCAGGAGCUGGCUCAGAAGAUUCUGGAAGAAACUCAAAGCCACCUCAUCGCCGUGGAGUGUCUCCAGAGAAGCGGCAGCCAGAGCAGUUGUGUCAGCGAGCCCAUUGGCGGGGCCAGCACGCCCACUGGCGGAUCAGCGUUCCGGUCCUCGGAAACGAGCGCCUUCAGCCGGCCGCAGAGCGUCAGCCUGAAGAGCCAGUCGUCGCCCCUUAACGUGAAGCCCAAGCCUCCGUCAAGGACCUCCUCCCUGCAGAAGGUGAGCUCCGGCUACAACAGUCCAGCGGUGUCGGAGACCUCCCUCAAGGACGGCUCGAGUCCGCAAAGUGGGCACCCGUCGCCCACCAUCGAUGCUCACAGCCUGGCUCAAUUCAAGCUGAAAUACCCCAGCUCGCCAUACAGCGCUCACAUCUCAAGGUCUCCCAGCAACAUCUCGCCCAGUUCUGGCCACCAGUCUCCAGGCGGGAGCGCACCCUCCCCUGCUCUGUCAUACUCUUCCACUGGAUCGGCACGCUCCAGCCCAGCGGACGCUCCCGACCUAGACAGACUGAGGCUAGCAGCCAUCGACGAGAAAGUGCAGGCCAUCCACAACCUCAAGACUUUCUGGACCAACGCCUCCCAGCCACCGCACUCCGGGCCGGUCCGUGCUCUGCGUGGCAGUCUUGGUGCUUCCAAACGUGACGUCCUCAGCCUGCUCAACCUCUCGCCGAGACACGGCAAGGGGGACAAAGGCCUAGACGGCCUCGAACUCAAGGAACUUGCCAUUCGGCCGGUGGAGCUGACCUCCACGAUGCAGAACCCCCCCAACGGGCACAAAAGGCCCGAGACCAAGAAGACUGUCGCCCCCUCACCCUCUGCGUCCACCAGCAGCAGUCCGGGAGGGCGGCCACUGCGACUGCCGUCCGGAAACGGCUACAAGUUUCUGUCGCCCGGCCGCUUCUUCCCGUCGUCCAAAUGCUGAGUGUAGGGGGGGUUUGCGGAGUAGCUGCCCGCACCCCCUGCCCGUGUUCCACUGGACCCUGGCACAUCGGCGGGCACUCAGCCGACCAUCUUCUGUGAACGUACGUGUCACUGUGUUCACGACAUGGGCUUUUUGGGAUUUUUGUUUUCUUUUUUUUUUUGUAAAUUAAAAUUCUGUGUUUCCUGAGCAGUACCCAACUUUUUUAUAACUUGGAAAAUCGUGUAUCUUGUACAAAGGAGCUCCUAUUUUUAUUCGAAUUGCAGGUGGCACUUGGCCCCAUCUCUUUGUGAUGUACGUAUGUGUCUCUAUUAAAGCAUGGUUUCUCCUCUUGUUAUUAAAUGUUACGUACCAUGUA